This is a messenger RNA of Rhagoletis zephyria (snowberry fruit fly), 1432 nucleotides long. The record is from RefSeq and is a predicted model, not a curated record. NCBI's taxonomy places the organism in Eukaryota, Metazoa, Arthropoda, Insecta, Diptera, Tephritidae.
CCAACAACAGAAUCAACAAAAUCAACAACAAAAUCAUCAACAGCAGAAUCAGCAGCAGUACAUUGACGCGCCGAGCGCCCUCCGCCUCGCCAAGCGGCUCUACCACCUGGAGGGCUUCCAGAAGGGCGACGUCACGCGGCACCUCAGCAAGAACAACGAGUACUCGCGGACGGUGGCCGAGGAGUACCUGCGCCUCUUUGACUUUGCCGGCCUCUCGCUGGACGAGGCCGUUCGACGCUUUCUGGGUCGCUUUCACCUGACCGGGGAGACGCAGGAGCGGGAGCGGGUGCUCGUCUACUUUUCGAAGCGGUACGCCGAGUGUAAUGAGGAGGAGGAUGACGGUCACAACCUCCAGCGAAGCUUCGCCUCGGUGGACGCCAUUCACACGCUGACCUGUGCGCUGAUGCUGCUCAACACUGACCUGCAUGAGGAGAACAUUCAACGGAAGAUGACCUGCGCCGACUUUAUCCUCAAUCUGGCGGGCCUCAACGACGGCGGCGACUUCUCGCCGGUCCUCCUCAAGGCGCUCUACCACUCGAUCAAGCAGCGGCCACUGGGCUGGAAUGAUGCGAACUCCUCCUCAGCCUCGAUGAUGAGCAGCAGCGCAGCCAAUUGUUCCACCCUCUGCUCCAACGCCAAUCCCUUCAUCGAGCCGCCCAAUCCCGCCGCCUUUGCCAUCGAGUACAAGAAGGGCUACAUCCGCCGGAAGUGCUGCUACGAGGCGAACGGCAAGCGGACGGCGCUGGGUCGGCGCGGCUGGCGGCUCUUCUACGCCACUCUGCGCGACCUGGUCCUCUACCUGCACCGAGAUGAGAACGGCUUUCGAAAGUCGCAGCUGGGGGCGAGCCACGCCAACUCGAUACGGAUUCACCACGCCAUUGCCGCCGUCGCCGGCGACUACCCCAAGAAGAAGUUUGUCUUUCGCCUGGUCACCGCCGACUGCGCCGAGUACCUCUUUGAGACGAGCGACUCUCGCGAGCUGCAGUCCUGGGUGGACACCAUCAACACCACCGCCGCUUGUCUGUCCGCCCCGGCGCUGCCCUCUGCCGUCGGCUCCACCGACGGCCUCUCCUCCUCUUCUUCAAGUUCUUCAUCCUUUCGUCGAGAGCUGCUUCCCGUUAGUCAUACGAAGCUGUCUCUGCGAGACCAACUGGCCGACCAGGAGCGGAAGCUGCUGUCGCUGCAGCGCGAGCUGGAGCAGCUGCUGGAGAAGACGGGCCGCCGGUCGACCAACAAGAUCUACCACCGGGACUUUGUCGAGCGGGAGAGCUACCUCCAACAUGAGGUAACACGAUACCGAACCUACAUUGCCGCCCUAAAGUGGAAGCUGAAGCAGCAGCAGCAGCAGCAUCAGUCAGCGCCCAGCGAAUGCGGCGGAAAGUCCAGUGAUUCUUGCGGCGGCAGCAGCAGCGGCCACAGCGGCCUUUCCUGA